Messenger RNA from Cyphomyrmex costatus, 3026 nucleotides. Its product is annotated as coiled-coil domain-containing protein 39. Gene Ontology annotation, cellular component: axoneme. Gene Ontology annotation, biological process: cilium-dependent cell motility; inner dynein arm assembly; epithelial cilium movement involved in determination of left/right asymmetry. Lineage: Eukaryota; Metazoa; Arthropoda; Insecta; Hymenoptera; Formicidae. The record is from RefSeq and is a predicted model, not a curated record. The coding region runs from base 96 to 2993 and encodes 965 amino acids. The transcript is spliced from 11 exons.
UGCACUUGGUUGUGCCGGGUCGAAGAUCUCUUGGGUUGUUAUUUGCUGGUUAUCUGCUGUCAUCACAUUAUCACGACAAUUAGCGAUAUCUCUACAUGGCGACACGUAACAUAGACAUAAUUCUAAGCCAGUUGGGAUGGCAGGAUGGCUUCCGAAUUCCUAUAGCUAACGAGGAAAACAAACAUCUGGAGGAAGAAAUUGCUAGAAAGACGAAGUACAAGAUCUCGUUAAAUGCAAAGUUGGAGAGCCUUGAAGAACGGUUGAAAAUGAUUCAAAACCACGCGAAUGACUUAGCCGUACGACGUGACUUCAAUCAGAAGCUGCUCACUGAGCAUUCAGUUCAGCUGGAAACAGAGGAUCAUCUGUAUCAUUUGAGCAGUAACACUGAGUCAUUGUUACGCCAAGAGACGCGCGAAUUCGAGAAGGAAUGGACAGAUAUAAAUCGUAGAGUAUCAAGUGUGGAGAAAGAUUUGAUUAAAAUGAUGAAAAAACUAGCUGAGGCGAAAGAAAUGGUUCAAUUUGACGAGAACAGCUUACACAAGUGGGAAGAGAUGCUUGCGCGGAAGGACGAGGAUAAUCAAUUGAUAGAGGAUUACAUGAAGCAAGAUACGCAAAAAUACAAAGAAUUGGAACAAAAACGGCAGAAACUCAGCAUGGAACUCGAAACUUAUCGUCAAACUAUUAUCAAAACUAUCGGUGAAGUACGAGAGAUGGAGAUUGUUCUGGAUCGUACAGCGAAACUGUACAUGGAAGUGUUAAAAGAACGCAGACAGAUGAUAAACCAAUGGACGCAAAGUGUCAACAUUCUGCGUCAGAGAGACAACGAUAUACAAAAUAGUUUAAGAGAAACUGAAACGUUACGAGAGAUCAGUAAGGAGAAAAAAAGUAAUCUCGAAGAAGUAGAGCAAUUUUUAAAGGAUCAAAUUGUAAAUAACAAAGAACUAGAGCAGUCGAUUAAACAUUCGGAGAAGAAACUUGCUGUAGUUCAAGAAAAACAGCGCAAAACCGAGAAAACGAUUGACAUCUAUGCUACUGAGCUUCACACCCAGAAGAAGUUAGUGGCAGAUUUGGCACGUCGCGUACAACAAAUUCGAGCUAAUACAAAAUGUAAAAAAAGCGAAAUCGAAAACAAACAUAUAAAGGUGGACGAUUGCAAGAAGCAAAUCAAUAAUUUAAUGUCAACUUUGGAAGAGGUUGAGAAUCAAAAGCUAAACGUGGAAGAAAAAACAAAGCAUUUGGAGAAAAUGAUCGAACACAACGAGAAGCGAAAAUCCAUGAUUAUCAAGGAAUUAAGUCGAUUGCAAGCUAUGAUUUUACGUACAUCGAAGAGGAUUGUAGAAUUAGAGAACGAAAAAAAGAUUUUACAUAUGGAAAUGCAGAGCGAGUAUAAAAAAGUCGAUCUGCUCAACACCCUGCUUGUAAAGGAGAACAAACUUGUAGAGGAGAAAAAGGAAGCUCUUUAUCAAGUGAACUUCAGUCUGCAAAAGUGCGAAAUGAAGCUUGAACAGAUUAAAGGGCACGAGCGUGCUAAGAAUGAAGUCGAAAAGAAACAAACGAGAAUCGAGGAGCUACAAACUGUAUUGAAAGAGAAAACAGCUACAUCUAAAUUAUUGCAAAAUCAAAUUGUCAGUUUGGAACACGAUAUGAAAAAAGUUUCUAGUUGCUUAUCGAACAAAAAUGACGAACUUGAACGGUUACGGAGCAAAAAGCAGGAUUUAUUGUUGCUGUUAGAUGGUGGCGAGAAACUACUGAAAAUCGCACAGUCCCGGAAUGAAGAAAAACAAGUAGAAGAAAACAUAAUACGUCUUCAAGUGUUGCAGCUUGAGCGAAUGACAUCGAACGUGAGCGACAAAGUCUACGACUUAGAAAAGUAUCGUCUUCAUCUUGAAGCUACACUUAAAGAGCGUGCAGCAGAGAUCGCAGCGCAAAAAGAAGCACUCGCCGUGCAAAAGAGGGUCGCCGGUAACGAGUGUUCAGAGCUACGCACUGCUAUUACUGAGAGAAAAAGCAGAGUACGGCAGUUGCAGGUGCGAUAUGACAACAGCGUCGCGACAAUAGGUACUACGCUAGAUGGGGCGCCAAUGAGCACCGCAUACUUAAAGAUACAGAGCGCUCAAGAGCGAUACAUGCUACGAGAACAAGGCGAUAAACUGGACGAAACAAUCAGACGAAUCGAGCAGGAAAUACGUAGCAUGGAAAACACAUUGCGUGUAGUAAAUGUAUGUAACGACAAGUAUAGGGACAGCAUGAGUACGGUUGAUCAAGACGGACCUGAAUGGACGGAACAAAACAGGCUUGACGAGCAGAUGCAUAAUACACGCCAAAAGCUAUUGCAGAAACAAACGCAAUUGCAACAAUUGUUUGCUGAAUUACAGAAAGCGCAGAAUGAUUAUACACAGUUGCUUGAUGAUAUCGAAAAAACCAAAGAAGAAAAAGAAAAUAAAGAACGUUACUUAUCAGGUAUUGAGAAACAAACUGCAGAGCAAGAAGAAAAGAUAUCUAGAGCCGACAAGAGUCUUCGUAAAGCACAAAAAGAUAUACGGAAUUUGUAUAUCUCUAAAAGAGACGAUAAUGUGCUUCUGCAACAGAGAGAAGUGGAAUUACGAGAACUUCAAGAACAAAACGCCCUGGUUCUUCAAGAUAUUGCGGAAUUCACAAUUCGUCACUUGGAAGCUGAAGCGUAUGUUAAGAAAUUGCUGAUAGCCAAAAAUAUCGAGUUACCAUAUUUUCCUCCAUCGAUUAAAUCGCCUCUCAGUCCUUGCGGUAGUUCCGCAGAUACAGUAGAUCAUUUGAAGAGUACAAGUCGCAUAAGUGCUUUUACGUCAUCAAGGGAGAGUAUCGGUAGCAUAGUUAAGAUAGAGCCGCAAUUUGAGAAACCGAGUAACGUAUCGAGGAAAACUGUGAAGCACGAUCCUUCAUCUGAUGAAUCGCUCGCUUUGUCAAAGCGAUCCACUAUUGCACACAAAAAGCAACAUUCACGGGAAAAAUUGUAAUAAUUUUGAUAACAUAAUUCGAACUGGCACACA